Molecule: messenger RNA, 2738 nt
Organism: Harpegnathos saltator (Jerdon's jumping ant)
Lineage: Eukaryota; Metazoa; Arthropoda; Insecta; Hymenoptera; Formicidae
Gene: Trap1
Product: TNF receptor associated protein 1
Exons: 13
Coding region: 61-2151 (696 amino acids)
Biological process (GO): protein folding
Molecular function (GO): ATP binding; ATP hydrolysis activity; ATP-dependent protein folding chaperone
Source: RefSeq, a predicted model, not a curated record
UUUAUGUCCGCGACCGUACAUUGAAGAAGAAAGAAAGAUUCUUACGUCGCACAUGAAAAAAUGUCUGCUACCUGUAGAUUUAAACAUGCCAUUAUGUUAGGAAAACAUCUAUCAUAUUCGUGGAAUAAUAUUUUUCAGAAAAAAUUAUUCCAAACGCAAUAUUUACGAUUACCAGUAAUUGCUACUUAUAAUCAUGUGAGGUAUUGGUCCUCGCAACCAAAAGUUCAAACUACAGAACAUCACAAUAUUAUAAAAGAUAUAGAAAAAGCGACAGGAACAACUGCUAAACAUGAGUUUCAAUCAGAGACACAAAUGUUACUGCAAAUUGUGGCUAAAUCUUUAUAUUCAGACAAGGAGGUAUUUAUGAGAGAGCUCAUCUCAAAUGCUAGUGAUGCUUUGGAAAAGUUACGAUAUCUGCGAUUAAGUGACAAUGAAGCUGUGCAAACUGCUGGUGACAGAAGCUUAGAGAUACAUAUAGGUACUGACAAACAGAACCGUACUCUUACCAUUCAAGACACCGGUGUGGGAAUGACUAGGGAAGAAUUGGUAUCCAACUUGGGAACUAUAGCUCGAUCUGGCUCUAAGGCAUUUCUAGAAAAAUUGAAGCAAGAUCAAAAUUCAGACGACACCUCCAAAAUUAUUGGUCAGUUUGGUGUAGGAUUUUACAGUGCUUUCAUGGUUGCUGACAAAGUCGAAGUAUUCACUAAGUCAUUUGCGAAAGAUGCCGAAGGUCUUUGUUGGAUUUCCGAUGGAGCAGGCACAUUUGACAUUUCGAAUGCUACUGGUGUGCAACCAGGCACGAAAAUUAUUAUACAUCUGAAACCAGACUGCCGUGAAUUCAGCGAUGAAGAUACAAUCAAUCGUGUCAUCAACAAAUACAGCAAUUUCGUCGGUAGUCCCAUUUUCGUUAAUGGGAAGAGAGCCAACACGAUUCAGCCACUGUGGAUGUCCGAUCCGAAAGAUAUCACGCCGUUGCAGCAUGCCGAAUUUUAUCGAUUUGUAGGAAAUUGCAUCGAUACACCACGCUUUAUACUGCAUUACUCAACGGAUGUACCAUUGAGCAUCAAGGCUCUGUUAUACUUUCCGGAGGAAAAGCCGGGACUGUUCGAUUUAGCGAGAGACAUCAACGCCAGUGGGGUGUCGCUCUACAGCCGAAAGAUCCUGAUUAAGAGUAAAACGGAGAAUAUAUUACCGAAAUGGUUGCGCUUCGUGAAAGGAGUAGUCGAUUCGGAAGACAUACCGUUGAAUUUGAGUCGUGAACUACUGCAAAAUAGUGCAUUGAUUGGAAAACUACGAGACGUAUUGACAGCGCGGAUACUGAAAUUUCUGCACGAGCGAUCCACGAAGCAGCCCGAAGAGUACAAUGAGUUUUACAAGACUUAUGGCUUGUUCCUGAAAGAGGGCAUUGUCACGAGUAACAGUCAGUCCGAAAAGGAAGAUAUAGGUAAACUUUUGCGCUUUGAGUCUUCCGCCGCCGCACCGGGUGAGCUCAUCAGUCUGCCGCAAUAUUGCAGUCGUUUGGCGCAAAACCAGAAGGAUAUAUAUUACUUGUCAGCUCCUAGUCGAGCUUUGGCCGAACAAUCGCCCUAUUAUGAGUCUCUGAAAAAACGAAAUGUCGAGGUUCUCUUUUGUUACGAGCCGUACGAUGAAUUGGUGUUGAUGCACUUGAGACAGUACAAAUCAAACUUCCUGACAUCCGUGGAGAAAGAAAUGCGCGAUGAUGCAGAGGCGAACAAGCCAGAAAAUUUAGGUCUUGUGAAUAAAGAUGAGUUGGAUGCUCUCGUAAACCAUAUGAAAAAAGUCCUCGACAAGAGAGCGUACGACGUUCGGAUGACGAACCGCUUGGAGUCACACCCAUGCGUUAUAACUGUACAAGACAUGGCGAGCGCGAGGCAUUUCAUUCGCACGCAGAGCCAUCAAAUGGAAGAGGAGAUGCGUUAUUCGAUUCUUCAGCCGCGCUUUGAAAUAAAUCCCAAUCAUCCGCUCAUCAAAAAGUUGUGCAAACUAACGACUACUGAUGCCGAAUUAGCUGAUCGCUUGAUACAACAGUUAUUCAACGGUGCCAUGGUUGGAGCUGGUCUGAUUGAGGAUCCGCGCAUGCUAUUGAUACCAAUGAACGAGCUACUUACAUUGGCUUUGCAAAAAUAUUAAUAUUUUUUAAUACAAUAUUGAUACGAUGAGGAAGGGAUAGAAUCGUACCGAUGCUUGAGAACGUCGGCACUAUUAUAUUACGGCGGAUAUUCCGUGGAGGAGAGAGAAGAACGAGUUUUUCCUUCAUAUAUUUUCCUGGCGAUAUCUCUUCUUCCCGCCAUUGUUUUAUAUAUUACAAAAACAUUAGAUAUUCCAAGAUUUCGCACUAAAUAAAAAUACCGACGAAUCCACAUUCGUCACGUAUAACGAUAAGAUCGCUAUAUGUUAAUAAGGAAGUAUAACUUACUUGGUAUAACUUAUUGUAGGCAAGAUUGGUUUCUUUAUUACAAUAAGUUGAUCUUGUACAAAUUAAUUAUAGCCUUACGAUAAUAACAAGUCGAGUUCCUCGCUUCUUUUUCUGAAAAAUUCCAUGAUAUCGAUAUGUAUUCUAUCAGCAGGGCUAGAUGUUAUGGCGAAUUUAGAAAUUGUACCCACGUUUCCCGUGUUGUAUUUCUUUCCACGAUUUCUUUUUCUUCUUUUUUUUUCAAAUUAUACAGUUAUCUCAAAUUGUACGCAAGUCCCAAGCAAUAAAUAAUUUUAUAAAAUUA